This is a messenger RNA of Choloepus didactylus (southern two-toed sloth), 3520 nucleotides long. RefSeq names its product lysine acetyltransferase 7 (gene KAT7). Lineage: Eukaryota; Metazoa; Chordata; Mammalia; Pilosa; Megalonychidae. Gene Ontology annotation, cellular component: nucleus. Bases 168 to 2003 code for a protein of 611 amino acids. The transcript is spliced from 15 exons. Gene Ontology annotation, molecular function: histone acetyltransferase activity; zinc ion binding. Gene Ontology annotation, biological process: regulation of DNA-templated transcription. The record is from RefSeq and is a predicted model, not a curated record.
CGGCGCCUGCGCAGAAGACUCUCGACGCUGUGAGGCAGGAGGCACUUGGGAUCGUCCGCAGGAUUGGGACUGCUACAGAGGCCGCCACGGAGCCCGCCGGAGCUACCGUUCCUACUGCUGCUGCCGCCGCUGCCCGAGUCGGAACCGUCGGGCCGCAGCCGCCGGCAAUGCCGCGAAGGAAGAGGAAUGCAGGCAGUAGUUCAGAUGGAACCGAAGAUUCCGAUUUUUCUACAGAUCUCGAGCACACAGACAGUUCAGAGAGUGAUGGCACCUCCCGACGAUCUGCUAGAGUUACCCGCUCCUCAGCCAGGCUGAGCCAGAGUUCUCAAGAUUCCAGCCCUGUUCGAAAUUUGCAGUCUUUUGGCACUGAAGAACCUGCUUAUUCUACCAGAAGAGUGACCCGCAGUCAGCAGCAGCCUACCCCAGUGACUCCAAAAAAAUACCCUCUACGGCAGACUCGUUCCUCUGGCUCGGAAACCGAGCAAGUGGUUGAUUUUUCAGAUAGAGAAACUAAAAAUACAGCUGAUCACGAUGAGUCUCCACCUCGAACUCCAACUGGAAAUGCACCUUCUUCUGAGUCUGAUAUAGACAUCUCCAGUCCCAAUGUGUCUCAUGAUGAGAGCAUUGCCAAGGACAUGUCCCUGAAGGACUCAGGCAGCGAUCUCUCUCAUCGCCCAAAACGCCGUCGCUUCCAUGAAAGCUACAAUUUCAAUAUGAAGUGUCCAACACCAGGCUGUAACUCUUUAGGACACCUCACAGGAAAACAUGAGAGACAUUUCUCCAUCUCAGGAUGCCCGCUGUAUCAUAACCUCUCUGCCGAUGAAUGCAAGGUGAGAGCACAGAGCCGGGAUAAGCAGAUAGAAGAAAGGAUGCUGUCCCACAGGCAAGAUGACAACAACAGGCAUGCAACCAGGCACCAGGUACCGACAGAGAGACAGCUACGAUAUAAGGAAAAGGUGGCUGAACUCAGGAAGAAAAGAAAUUCUGGGCUGAGCAAAGAACAGAAAGAGAAAUAUAUGGAACACAGACAGACGUAUGGGAACACUCGGGAACCUCUCUUGGAAAACCUGACUAGCGAGUAUGACUUGGAUCUUUUCCGAAGAGCACAAGCCCGGGCUUCAGAGGAUUUGGAGAAAUUAAGGCUACAAGGCCAAAUCACAGAGGGAAGCAACAUGAUUAAAACAAUUGCCUUUGGCCGUUAUGAGCUUGACACUUGGUACCAUUCUCCCUAUCCUGAAGAAUAUGCACGGCUGGGACGUCUCUACAUGUGUGAAUUCUGUCUAAAAUAUAUGAAGAGCCAAACGAUUCUCCGCCGACACAUGGCUAAGUGUGUGUGGAAACACCCACCGGGUGAUGAGAUUUAUCGCAAAGGUUCAAUCUCUGUGUUUGAAGUAGAUGGCAAGAAGAACAAGAUCUACUGCCAAAACCUGUGCCUCUUGGCCAAGCUUUUUCUGGACCACAAGACUUUAUAUUAUGAUGUGGAACCCUUCCUGUUCUAUGUUAUGACAGAGGCGGACAACACUGGCUGUCAUCUGAUUGGAUAUUUUUCCAAGGAAAAGAAUUCAUUCCUCAACUACAAUGUGUCCUGUAUCCUUACCAUGCCUCAGUACAUGAGACAAGGCUAUGGCAAGAUGCUCAUUGAUUUCAGUUAUUUGCUUUCCAAAGUGGAAGAAAAAGUUGGCUCUCCAGAACGUCCACUCUCAGAUCUGGGGCUCAUAAGUUACCGCAGUUACUGGAAAGAAGUCCUUCUCCGUUACCUGCAUAAUUUUCAAGGCAAAGAGAUUUCUAUCAAAGAAAUUAGCCAGGAGACAGCUGUGAAUCCUGUGGACAUUGUCAGUACUCUGCAAGCCCUUCAAAUGCUCAAGUAUUGGAAAGGAAAGCACCUAGUUUUAAAGAGACAGGACCUGAUUGAUGAGUGGAUAGCCAAAGAGGCCAAAAGGUCCAACUCCAAUAAAACCAUGGAUCCAAGCUGUUUAAAAUGGACCCCUCCCAAGGGCACUUAAAGUGACCUGUCACUCUGAGCCAGCGAACCCCAGCAGUAGGAAUCCGUACCCUAGGGAUCUGUCUGUCAUUUCUGUUGCUCUUGUGAUUGGCAAGUACAGUAUCCUUUGGGAAGGCCAUCCCCCUCAGGACUGUCCUGGCUCUGACCUUCAUGUACACUGCAGACGCUGGUUCUGAGGAACUGUUGUUUCGGCCUCAGUGAGGUUGCCUGGAUGGGAUCUGUGUUAGAUUUGUACGGAUCUCUCAUAGCACUGACCCAAGGAGUUCUGUUAUGGUACUGUACCUGUCCAGUCACUGGUUCUCUCCUCCUGUUCUCUAGCCCCAAGAGGUCGUGUUGUGUCUUCUAAACUGUUUAUAAUAGUGCUUCUUGCCACCCGGUACCAGACUUCCAAACAUGGUUGCCACCACCAGGGCCUUUCUAAUUACUCCUUACACAUGUAUUUUGUGGAGGGGCAGGGAAGAGGUAGCACUUCUGAAUGUCUCUAUACUGGAAGGGGUCCAUUCACUUUGUAUUUCAUCUGAUUUUACAUUUUUUUUCCUCCAAUUUCAUUGAAUGACCUAUUUUUGAUCCGUUACCAGGCUGGCCAGAGCCAUAUACUUUUGAAGAGUUUCCCAGGGAUUAUGCUGAAUGAGAUGGAGAGAAUUAAGAGGUGGUGAUUCUGUAUUUUGAAUCUACCUGUGUCAUGGGCAGUGUCUUGGUGGAAGGGAAUCCUGGUAGUAAAUAUUUUCUUCUCUCUUUACUCCCUGCCCUUUUUUGCAUUUCCAGAUGCCAAGAUAAUUUCCAGUUCUCCUUUUUAUGUCACAUGUUAGCUGGUUAAUUAUAUUGUAAAAUCCUUUUCAUCUGAACCAAUCUGAUAAAGUUCACCUAUACUUCCACAUAAGUUGCACUGUCCAAACGUCCUCAGAGAAGUAGAAAAUGAUUGGAAAUCACUUCCAUAUCUCAGCCCAUGAUUCAGCAAGGCAGAAUGGCUACCCCUGCCAAAGUUUGCUUCUCUUUUCAACAGUGCCUCGCCCUAGGACUAAAAAGUACUUCUGCCCCUCCAAGAACUCCACUUCCUUUUUGGGAUUUGCCACCAACCCCCUAGUUGCUGGUCUCCUAUUUUUGGUGUUCAAGUGAAAGAAGAGAUGUUCCCUCUAAUUUCUCUCUGGCCCGUUAUAACCUGCUAUCUUGGGGCAGCUUUUGAUGUAUGACGUGUCACCCUUCCCAACUUGGUCUCCUACAACACUGCUGUCUUCUUGUGGAGCCCUCACCACAAUCCCAGACUCUGGUCAUUUGUGCCUUUCUCUUGUCAUCUCUGUACACUACUUAUAUUCACUGUGGGUUUGGGGGUUUGAUUUUAAGCAUGUUCAGUGGCAGCCCCCCUCCAGUUUCAGUGUCACUGUUAAAUUUAUCCAAAAGCAACUUCAGUAGGGGUUUUCUUGAGGGGUAAAGGCUUUUACAGAAGCUGAACCGUUCCCCACAUGUGGUAGAAUGUGCUCUUCUAUAUCUACUUUUCAAUAAAGCAUGUUCUCUGCUCAA